AUGGCGGCAGCAAAAGCUGUCGGUGAAGUUGCAAUUCUAAAUUCUGGCGAUUCCUCACUGCAAAGUUUGCCUUCUGCUGUUGAACUUUCCAGACAACUUCAGAAACUUAUGCUGAACAUCAAGGGAAACUUCAUCUCCCAUGAAGGACACGAAGUCGACUAUGCUGCUUUAAAACACAGCGACUUGUUCAGGGAAUAUGUGGAGAGAACGAAAGCUCUAAAAGUCGUGGACUUGGGGAGCUUAGAAAGAAAGGAGAAAAUAGCUUUUUUCCUAAGUAUCUUUUAUGUUGGAACUCCGUUGUUUCUUGCAUGCAUGCAACAGCCCGAUCUUUUUUUUGAGAUGUCACCAGUGCUAGUUGAAGCGGAUAGGGUACAAAUAGCCCGGAUAGGUUGGGCCUCCCACACCGCAAACCGGACCCUCCCCGCCUCAAAAAGUAAUAAUUAUUUAAAACCCAUAGCUAAGCGAAGAUAGGAUUUUUUCAUGCGGUAGGCCAUUUUUGUUUUUUUUUUCAGAAGCAUUGACAAAUGAUUACACCUUUGGAGGUUUACUUCUCUAUUAGGUAAAGAUAAAAAAUUGAAAAGCGGGUAGGGUAGUCACCUGGGGGAGGGGGCAGUUACAAAAUAAUGAUACUGACCUGAAGAUGGUGGGGAUACUCCCUGGAGGGGGGUACUCCCUUAUAUAUAUAGGUAUGUGCCGCCCCAUCGGGUAGGGUUUUUGCACCAUUUUGCUGGAAUCAGGUGUGGUUUCCGAGGGGACUACAGGAGUGUAUGAACAUAUUUAUCGUUUCAAUUCCAAAUGAGUAAGAAAGAAAGAUAAAUAUGCAAAUUCAACGGAGAUUUUUGUCUGUGCUCUAAUCUAGUAAUGAUAACAUUAUAUCUGUCUAAAGGACAGGUCUGACAACGGGUAUGGAUUUUAGAGGUCUGGUCUGAAAACAGGUCUGGAAAAUUACAUUUUUUCGCCUGAAAUAGGGUCAGAAUUUGGAGAACCAGAUGGCACACCCCACCAAGAAUUCCCGGGAGUACCCCCCCCCCCCACAUCCCCGGGACAUAACAAAGUGCUAUCAAGAAAGGGACUGUCAAAAUAUGUUUGCUAUAAGGAGGUUUCAUUAUAUAUUAAGGUUCUUUUUCUUAGAUGUUAUUUUAACUGGGGUGAGAAACAUUAGUGAAUUUACAUAACAGGAUGGGAGAGGAAAGAAGAAGGCAAACCUUAUGUGACAAUAAUUUUUUUUUGAAACAACUUUUCCCCAAACUUCACUUUCCUUAAAUAUACAGAUCUUUUUGUUUCUAAUUUUGAUUCUUUAAGGUCACCUUGUCAAUCUUCCAGUGCAAUUAACAAACUCUACUCUAUUACUUCUGAUUCCUUAAUGAUGAUGAAGAUAUUUAUAAUUCCCUCACAAUUCAUGGCUUGGCAGCCUGUGAUACUGGAGUACCUAAAUCAGUGCUUGAGAUAAACAACUUUUGGAGAAAAACAUCGUACAACAUUGGAGGAUAUGUAUUUUCACUUGAUGACAUCGAACAUGGAAUUCUCAGAGGUAACAAUUUUUUUUUUUUUUUAUGCCUGUGACAGAGUGACAAUGAUAAUCAUCAUGAUGACAGUGAUGAUAGUACUAGAGCAGCCUUGGAUUUUUUUUUUCGUGUAAGUCCAGCCAUCUGGAAAAUUUUCAAUAAGCAAAACAAGAAAUAGCGUCAGUUACUAUUUGUAGGUAAUAGAAGCAAAGAAAUCUAACUUGUAUUCAGUCACAAUCUUACUUGUUUGUAAAAUCUUACUUAAUGUAAAGGUUACUUAUUUUCUACCUACUCAUGAGACUUCACAAAAUUUAAUGGUAGCUGUCUUUCAGUUUGUUAAAAUUUUUGUUUGUAAGGAACUCCUACUUCAUAUAAUGUUUACUUCUUUUAUGUCUUUUUUUUAUGCCAUUUUAAGGCUUUAAUCUCAGGCUGUCAUGGCUUGACCUCUAAGUUAUUUCCUCACUGAAAGCUUUAUUUUGUGUCAUCUUUAUUAAUUGGGUGAUUAACUUGUCAGGUAACAGACCACACCCAUCUGAUGCCAAACCAUUAUUUGCUGAAGACGAUUCUCGGUUGCAGUUUGCUGUUUCAGAAGUUGACCCUAGGAUUCACUUUGCUUUAGUGUGUGGAGCGAAGGUACUAAUCAGGGUUUUUCCUUGUUAUUAUUUUUUAGAUCUUCUUUUCUGUGUACCAAAUACUUGGGGAAAAUGGGUAGAAUUUUUAGGGUCAGUCAGGAUUCAGAAAGCAAGAAAUGUUCUAAACCAAUUUGUUCAUCUUGAAUAAAAUAUCCAUGUACUGUGCAUCUCAAAUAAACCUGAUUUCUAAUUUUAUUUGAAAGUAAUCCUGUUACAUGCAUUUUUGCUUAACUUUCUACAGUGGAAGCUCUCAUAAGCGGACACCCUUAAAAUAAUGUGAAAAAGGUGUCCAUAACUGAAGCUGGCUGCUUACAAAGGAUGUAAAAAUACAUAGUUUGUAUGGGAGUUGAGGAAACGGGGUUCUGUGAAGGUGGCCAUAAGUUGAGCUGUCCGCUUAUGAGAGUGCCUGUUAGGAGGGCUUCUGCUGUAUUAAUUUUACCCUUUUUGUCAUUUUUACAAACAGUCUUGUCCAGCCAUCAAUGUGUUUUCUGCAAAGAACUUGGACUUUGCUUUGCAAGCAGCAGCACAGAACUUUUGCUCACAGGAAGUGUGUGUUGAUGAUUCCAAGGUAUUAAAACAUUUGUCUUUGUUGCUUUAAUUGAAGUAACUUUUGUGGACCAUGUGAAUACAGCUGUAUGUCAGUUGCAAAUGUUGCUUUCAGAGUCCUCUGAGUGCAUAGCAUCAAAAGUAUUUUAUACAAAAGUUACACAUGACUACACCAAACCUUGACAACUAAGCUGCCAUUAGAACUCAUCAACUCCUCUGCUGACAAAAUAGGCAAUCGCCUUUUAUUAAAUGACAACAACUUUACUGAUUUUCAGAAUUACUCAGUUUCUAACAGGUAGAUUUUAAACAAACUAAAUAGAGGCUUUAGGUGUGAUCUUUCAAUAUCUUUUACUUAUUAGGUCAUAAUAAUAUUAAUUUGUAUAACAUGAAUUUUUUUUUAAGGUUACCUUGUCAAAAAUAUUCCUUUGGUACAAAGCAGAUUUUGGUUCAACAGAGAAGGAAUGUUUGAGGUGUGUCAACUUGCAAUAAUCCUUCAAUGUAAUUUGUAAUUUUGUAAUUUGUUUACCCACGAAGCUCUAAGGAAUUCAUAAGAACUCGUUGAAACGUGUCAAUUCGUUCCAGAGUGAAUUGGAAUUUGAAAGUGUUGGUUUUUAAGGAGAGGGGAAAACCGGAGUACCCGGAGAAAAACCUCUCAGAGCAAGGUAGUCAGAACCAACAACAAACUCAACCCACAUAUGAUGUCGACGUCAGGAUUCAAACUCGGUCCACAUUGUUGGGAGGCGAGUACUCUCACCACUACACCACCCUUGCUCCCUGAACCUGUUACAUUCUCCUCUGUUCAGUACGCCAUGGUAGUUUUGAUUGAUACAUGAUGUUUUUGUUUUGGUAGUUGCAAUAGAAAUUUGUUUUAUUAUAAAAAUUUAUUGUUUUUUUCUUUUUCUUAUUCAACACUAUCAUUUAGGUGGAUUUCUCAGCAUCUUCCAGAAGAGGAACAAAAGAAAUUGAACAGUUUAUUAGAACAUCCUACCAGUUUGAUUAAAAUUAGUUAUAAUGAUUAUAACUGGAAUCUUAAUGGGUCAAAGUUGUAAAAUUACUAACAUUAAGCAGCAAGAGGGAGAAAAUUGUUGUGAAAGUUACUGACAAGCAUGACUGCAAGGUUGUCAGAAAGUUUCAAGUUGGUGGCUUUUUUGUUAAAAUAAGUGGCAGAUUUUGCCAUCGUUCUGGAGAAACUGACCAAAACCAUGAAGAAUGACCUGGUUGAUGAAUGUAGCAUAUCUUAUUUUACAUACCAAUAUUGUCAAAAAAAUUUAAAAUUAUACUUACAAUCAUCAGUGUAAUAACAGCAAAUCCUUUUCAAUAUUGUAAAUAAUAAUUAGUCCACGAACUGUUUUGAACCAUAGAUUGUAAUUUAUUGCUAAUGAAAUGCCUGCAGUAACACUGUUGUUCUAAAAUGGAGUAUACUU
Messenger RNA from Porites lobata, 4107 nucleotides. Lineage: Eukaryota; Metazoa; Cnidaria; Anthozoa; Scleractinia; Poritidae. The record is from the annotation of a GenBank genome assembly.